AUUUUUAUCAAUCAUCCACAAUAAUUAAUUGAUUCAGAGCAGCUGAGAAUAUUCUUAUACCUGUCCACGAAUGGCUGCUUUUCAUCGCUGUCUGCUUGUGUCUCUAGUCCUGGCAUUGUCAGUUUCAUCAAGCUUCCCCACGGCCCUGGCAGCUCGCCGCCUCCUGCAAACUGUUCCUCUUCCUCCAAUUCCGUCUCUGCCUAAAGUUGCAUUGCCUCCAAUUCCAUUGCCCGCAAUGCCAACCAUUCCCCAAGCCACAUUGCCACCACUCCCAGCCACCCCAGCCCUGCCGAAGCCGACACUCUUGCCGCCUCUGCCGGCCACCCAAAUUCCUUCGUCUUUGCCAACCUUGCCCACUACUGUUCCUAAGGUGACUCUACCACCAUUGCCAACUGCUGCUGCUCUGCCCACCAUCCCAGCAACCAUCCCUUCAAUCCCUUUCCUCUCACCACCACCAUCCAGCUAGGCGCAGCACACCACCACCGGCCGCCACCAUCGUUCAUCUUUCCCUGCACAGAUUGGUGGCGUAUUGGUGGCAUUGGGAGGUUCUAUAAUUGUCCUUAUUUUUACUGGUUUGAGUGUUUUGAGUGACUUCUGGUAUUAAUUAUUGUAUUGAGAGGAAAGUGUGAGGUCUCUUUCAGUUUUAAGGAUUUGCUGAGUCUCUUUGUACCAUGUCAUUGUUUGAGGUGGAAUAUGCUUCCACAGCAUUCUACAUACAUACAAGCAUUAUAUAUCUUUGAAUA
This is a messenger RNA of Diospyros lotus (date-plum), 743 nucleotides long. RefSeq names its product proline-rich receptor-like protein kinase PERK2. Bases 71 to 466 code for a protein of 131 amino acids. The transcript has a single exon. NCBI's taxonomy places the organism in Eukaryota, Viridiplantae, Streptophyta, Magnoliopsida, Ericales, Ebenaceae. The record is from RefSeq and is a predicted model, not a curated record.